Molecule: messenger RNA, 1218 nt
Organism: Trichechus manatus latirostris (Florida manatee)
Lineage: Eukaryota; Metazoa; Chordata; Mammalia; Sirenia; Trichechidae
Gene: SNCA
Product: synuclein alpha
Exons: 6
Coding region: 234-656 (140 amino acids)
Biological process (GO): synaptic vesicle endocytosis; synapse organization; chemical synaptic transmission
Cellular component (GO): cytoplasm; neuronal cell body; axon terminus
Molecular function (GO): cuprous ion binding
Source: RefSeq, a predicted model, not a curated record
CCUCUGAAUCCACGCUUACAACUCCUUUUUCUUUUUCUGUGGUUUUUCUUCUAAACGUGCUUCUAACUUAAACUGUCACGAGUUGGAUCCUAGGAAGUUGAAAGAUGGGUCCAUUCUUUCAUGCUACUCCACUUGCAAAAUGCAGUAGAAACAGGCCUGAUGAUUCAUCCUAAUCCAUGUUUAGGCAGCUAGACUUGCAGUAGGCAAGUGUGGUGUGAAGGAAUUCAUUAGCCAUGGAUGUAUUCAUGAAAGGACUUUCAAAGGCCAAGGAGGGAGUCGUGGCUGCUGCUGAAAAAACCAAACAGGGCGUGGCAGAAGCAGCAGAAAAGACAAAAGAGGGUGUUCUCUAUGUAGGUUCCAAAACCAAGGAAGGCGUGGUUCAUGGUGUGACAACAGUGGCUGAGAAGACCAAAGAACAGGUGACAAAUGUUGGAGAGGCGGUGGUGACAGGUGUGACAGCAGUAGCACAAAAGACAGCAGAAGGAGCAGGCACCAUUGUGGCCGCCACUGGCUUUGGCAAGAAGGAUCAGAUGGGCAAGAAUGAAGAAGGAGCCUCACAGGAAGGAAUUCUUCAAGAUAUGCCUGUGGAUCCUGACAAUGAGGCUUAUGAAAUGCCUUCUGAGGAAGGCUAUCAAGACUAUGAACCCGAAGCCUAAGAAGUAUCUUUGCUCCCAGUUUCCUGAGAUCUGCUGACAGAUGUUCCAUCCUGUACAAGUGCUCAGUUCCAAUGUACCCAGUCAUGACAAUUUUCUCAAAGUUUUUGUAGUGUUUUUUGAAGUCUUCCAUCAGCAGUGAUUGGAGUAUCUGCACCUGCCCCCCUCUCAUCAUUUCAGUGCUUCCCUCUCACUGAAAUGAAUAUAUGGUAGCAGGUCCUUGUGUGCUGUGGAUAUUGUGGCUUCAAAUUCAAAAUGUUAAAUUAGAAACACCUAAAUGACUACCACGUAUUUCUAAAUCUUCACUAUUUUUCUGUUGUUAUUGGUAAGUUGUGAGUGAUUUACUAUUGUAUCUUUGAAGAUUUUUAGGUGUCUUUUAAUGAUUCUUUUUGUGAAAGAAUAAUGAUGUAUUGUGAAAUUUGUUAAUACAUAUAAUACUUAACAUGUGAGCAUGAACUAUGCACCUAUACACACUAUGAAGUUUUACUUUUUUGUGAUGUGUUUUAUUAACUUGUGCUUGUAUAUAAAUAGUGAAAAUUAAAAUAAAACGUUAUCUCAUUGCAUA